UUUGUUGACGGAGAAAUGGCAGCUACCGUUAGAGUGUUUUCGACUAGCCUGACUUGUCUUCCGAAGUUCACCAGCGCCGAUGUGGUGAAGAGUGUGGAGAUACAUUCGUCCACUAAAGGGAACAAACUGGACAAGGGAUAUAAAUUCUUCCACGAAGAGUUUAUCCACAAUUACCAAGGUAAGUAAUCAAGAAAUUGCUAUAGCUAGCUUUAACCAUAUCACCGGUUACUCUGUUAACGUUAACUGUAAAGUAAGUAACUUAAUGGUAAAUCUUAGGUGUUGUGAAUUUGUAAUAUAAGGUAUAACACAUCGCAGUGAAUAUGUCGUGUGUAUGUUUAAGUGAGAGGGUAUGAGAUAACAUAACAACCAGUAAUUUGGUGAAGCUGUACUAGGUAAAUGUUAUUGACAUUGUGUUGUGACUUAACGUUAACGUUACGAAGUAAAGUUGUGUAUUUCUAUGUGAGAUAACACGUAAUAUUUUCUUGUUGCAUGCGGUUAUAUUGUAUCAAAUAUACUCCAGGGACAGGUUGUAGUGAGAGGUACAUGCUUCAGGUCAAUGAGGAAGAGCGAGGAGCCUCACAAACUGGAGGUUUGACUAUAGACAGAAUGCCGGUAGGCAAAAGUUCAAAAAGUUGCCAGUUCUGGCGUGUUCACUCUUCUUGCUGCGGUUGCGGCACUUUCUUCACUUACUAUUUCUUUACUGAAAGUUAUAGUAUCAUGUUAUUAUGAACAUUGAUGUAACAGCGCAAGUAUGACUUCAGUGUAACCUAUUUAAUUUGUUAUUGUGCGGCUGAUAAAGGAUUCUGCAAUCACAUAGUUGCCAUCCUGUACCAGACCGCUCAUUAUUCACAGCUGGGUCUGCUGGCUGUUCCACCCCCUUGCCUGCACAAGUGGCUUGCAAAGAUGGCACAGACCAAGAACACAGGGAAUCCAUCCUGAACCUGUUAGUGAGCUGGUGGUGCAAAAGCCCAAAACAGUGGGUCAGAACGGUCUGAGGUCCACGUUGUUCAAGGCAUAUACAGGACCACUGCUAGAUCCAUAUAUGAUGGCAUCUGGAAGCAAAUUAAGCCAGGUGCAGCCCCAGCCUCUCAUGGCUGUUGUAUUGGAUGGGGUUACUGAGAUGGAGCUGACGCAUCUAAAUUUGGGUCUGUCCCUCGUGGAUCCCCCAUGUCCUAUCACUGUCCACCCAAGAAGUCCAGCGACCUCAUCCUACACCACAUGGCUCCAGAAUUUCCGUCCCUUCCUCUGAUGCAGCACACUUUUCCCAGGUUGCAUUUCGUGCCGACAUUACAUCAGUUAACGCAUCUCCAGUCUCUUGAAGUGUCACCGCAGCUGUCCAGCGAGAUAGCAAAAGAAACUCAGCAGCAGUCCAAAUGUCCUGCGUGGACACAGCUACGGCGACCAAGGCUGACUGCCAGUCGUUUUUGGGAUGCUUGUUGUAGUAAGGCGUGUCGUGAAGAGCAGGAGUCUGCAGCUAUUCAGAUGAUCAGAGGCUGCACAAAGCAAACAGCUGCAAUGAAAAGUGGUCUGCUGGUGGAGCCUGAAGUGCUGGCAAACUAUGCUGAACUGAUGCAAGUUAAUGUGCUACCAGCAGGAUUCGUCAUUCACCCUGAUGCACCACAUCUUGGGGCCAGUCCAGACGGUCGGGUGUAUGACCCUUCAGAGUCGCCUCCUUUUGGCCUGGUUGAGGUGAAGAGCAGCACAAAAAAUGAUCCAUCUCAGGUUGCUCACCUCAAGGUGCAGGAAGGCCACGCCAGUCUGAAGCGUUCACAUAAAUACUACUGGCAGGUUCAGGGCCAACUGGCAAUCACAGGACUGACAUGGUGUGACUUUGUUACAGAUACCUUAUCAAAUUUAACUGUGGAAAGAAUUUGGCGUGAUGACUCAUUCAUAGCGGAAAUGAAAGAGAAAUUAGAUGUAUAUUAUUAUGGCACAUACAUGAAUGCAUACCUUGAAUUCCAGUAAUCUUGUCUUUACCAAUCAGUUUUGCCUUCUGUCUUACUGUUGAUGAACUGUAAUGUUUUUUUUUUUAUUGUAAAUGUUUGUGUUAUUUAUUGAAUAAGUUGUUAUUAAUCAGUUGAUGUUACACAUAUAUACCAAAAAAUUAAAGGAUGCAUCAUUUUGACCAAAAUUGUUUUAAUCGUUCAUC
Xyrauchen texanus (razorback sucker) is the source of this 2149-nucleotide messenger RNA. RefSeq lists its product as uncharacterized. The coding region runs from base 1168 to 1965 and encodes 265 amino acids. The transcript is spliced from 3 exons. NCBI's taxonomy places the organism in Eukaryota, Metazoa, Chordata, Actinopteri, Cypriniformes, Catostomidae. The record is from RefSeq and is a predicted model, not a curated record.